Callorhinus ursinus (northern fur seal) is the source of this 3941-nucleotide messenger RNA. Lineage: Eukaryota; Metazoa; Chordata; Mammalia; Carnivora; Otariidae. The record is from RefSeq and is a predicted model, not a curated record.
AUGUGGACUCAGCUCCUUCUAGGAAUAUUGACUCUAUCACCAGCCAUUGCAGAAAAAUAUCUCCCAAACUCUCUGGUGACAGUACCAGCCCAGCUUAACUUCCCCUCUACCCAGAAAGUUUGUUUGGAUCUGCGCCCGGGGUUUCAUGAUGUAAAAUUCACUAUUACUCUGGACACCCAGGACAAGACCCAGAAGUUGCUAGAAACCUCUGAAUCGAAGAAAAGGCACUUGCAGUGCAUCUCCUUUCUGGUACCACCUCCUGCUGGUGGCACAGAAGUGGCUACAAUCUGGGUGUCGGCGACCGGAAGUAAUAUCAGCUUGGAGGAGAAGAGAAAGGUUCUAAUUCAGACAGGGAAUGGCAUCUUUAUACAAACUGACAAACCUGUCCACAACCCAGGGCAGGAAGUGCACUUCCGCAUUGUCACCCUGAACAGCAGCUUUGUUCCAGUGAAUGACAAGUACUCCAUGGUGGAGCGGCAGGAUACAAAUAGCAACAGGAUUGCACAGUGGCUGGAGGUGGUGCCUGAGCAAGGCAUUGUAGACCUGUCCUUCCAUUUGGCACCAGAGGCAACGCUGGGAACCUAUACAGUAGAAGUGGGGGGCACGACCUUUGGCACCUUCAGUGUGGAAGAAUAGGUGUUGCCGAAGUUUAAGGUGGACGUGAUAGAGCCCACAGUGGAAGAAUCCUUCUUAGUGAAAAUCUGUUGUAGGUACACCUACGGAAAGCCCAUGCUAGGGGCAGCCCAGGUAUCGGUGUGUCAAAAGGCAUAUACUUACCAUUUUCCAGAGGCAGAACGGGAACAGCUACCUGACAAAUGCAGGAACCUUUCUGGACAGACUGACAAAGCAGGAUGCUUCUCCGCUUCUGUGGACAUGUCCACCUUCAACCUCACUGGUUACAUGUACAGCCACACCAUCAAUAUUGUGGCUACUGUGGUGGAGGAAGGAACAGGGGUAGAAGCCAAUACCACUCAGGAUAUCAACAUUUCUUCACAAGUGGGAUCAAUAACCUUUGAAGACACCAAAAAUUUUUAUUACCCCAAUUUCCCCUUCAGUGGGAAGAUAAGAGUUAGGGGCCAUGAUGGCUCCCUUCUCAAGAAUCAUUCAGUAUUUCUGGUGAUAUAUGGCAUAAAUGGAACCAUCCACCAGACCCUAACUACUGACAAUGAUGGCCUUGCUCCCUUUAAGCUGGAUACAGUUAAUUGGAAUGGGGGAGAUAUUUCUCUGGAGGUUUCCUUUGGCUUCUCACCUCCCCAGCAGCUUCCAGGAGCAGAUGUGGAAGUACAGCUACACAGGCAGCUCUUGGGUCCCUGCGUGCAGUCUGGGCUGUGGAUGAGUGUCUUACUACUUAGGCCUGGGUCCCUGCGUGCAGUCCGGGCUGUCUAUAGGAUGUUCUCAUUCUGGUAUGGUCACUACCCCUAUCAGGUGGCUGAAUAUGAUGAGUGUCCAAUGUCUGGCUCCUGGGAUGCUCCUCAGCCCCUCUCAGUUAUGUAGAGGCCUUGGUUCUCUGAAGGCACUUCACUCUCUGGUUUCUUUGGUGCCUCUCACGGCAUGGGCCUGAAAAUACUGUCCAAUGCCAAAAUUAAGAAGCCAGUAGAUUGCAGUCAACAGUCUCUAAAAUACAGCAUUGCAAUGUCUGGAGGUGAGCUACCUGGGUGGCUUGAGAGUUUUGAGUCAUCAUCAUCUUCAUCACUUCAGGCAGAGAACUCUCAGGUCUGCCAAUACUUCCUGGAGACUUGGCUCUGGGAUCUGUUUCCUACUGGUGACUCUGGGAGGGAGGCUGUCCAUGUCACCGUUCCUGACACCAUCACCGAGUGGAAGGCCAUGACUUUCUGUACCUCCCAGUCCGGAGGCUUUGGUCUUUCACCUACUGUUGGACUGACUGCUUUCAAGCCAUUUUUUGUUGAACUGACACUCCCUUACUCGGUAGUUUGUGGGGAAUCCUUUCGCCUUACUGUGACCAUCUUCAGUUAUCUGAAGGACUGCGUCAGGGUUCAGACUAACCUGGGUACAUCAGAUAAGUACCAGGUGGAAUCAUGGACAGAUUCUCGGGGCUCCAGCUAUCUCUGUGCUGAUGAAGCAAAAAGCUAUCACUGGAAUAGCACAGCUACCAAAUUGGGUCAUGUGAACUUUACCGUCACUACUAAGAUUCUGGACAGCAAUGAACUCUGUGAGGGGCAGAAGGGGUUCGUUCCAGCAAAGGGCCAGAGUGACACACUCAUCAAACCAGUUCUGGUCAAGCCUGAGGGAGUCCUUGUGGAGAAGACAUACAGCUCCUUGCUUUGCCCAAAAGGACAAGUGGCUUCAGAGUCCAUCUCCCUAGAGAUCCCUGUGGAUGUUGUUCCUGAUUCAAGCAAGGCUUAUGUUACGGUUCCGGGAGACGUUAUGGGCACAGCCCUGCAGAACCUAGAAAAUCUGGUACAGAUGCCAAACGGCUGUGGGGAGCAGAACAUGGUCUUGUUUGCUCCCAUAAUCUACGUCUUGCCGUACCUGGAGAAGGCAAGGCUGCUCACUGAGGAAAUCAGGUCUCGGGCUGUGGGUUUCCUGAAGCUAGGGUACCAGAAGGAGCUAACGUACAAACACAGCGAUGGCUCAUACAGUGCCUUUGGGGAGCAGGAUGGAGAUGGAAACACAUGGCUGACAGCGUUUGUCACCAAAUGCUUUGGCCAAGCUCAAGAAUUCAUCUUCAUUGAUGACAAUAGUAUCCAAGAUGCUCUCAAGUGGAUGGCAGUAAACCAGCUCCCCAGCGGUUGCUACGCCAGUGUGGGAACUUCGCUCAUUCACGCAGCUAUGAAGGGCGGCGUUGGUGAUGAGCUUUCCCAGAUGGCGUACCUCAGAGCGGCAUAGCUGGAGAUGGGAAAGACCAUCCAGGACCUGAUGGUGAGUCAGGGUCUGCAGUGCCUCAGGGGCUCGGUUUCCUCCACUACCAGCCUCUACACACAAGCCCUCCUCGCUUAUACUUUCUCUCUGGCUGGGGAGAUGGACAUCAGAAACGCUCUUCUCGGAAAGUUAGACCAGCAAGCUAUCAUCUCAGGAGAGUCCAUUCACUGGAGCCCAAAGCCUGCUCCGUCAGUGGAUGCCAGACCUUGGUCUCAGCCUGAGGCUGUAGAUGUGGAACUGACAGCAUAUGUAUUACUGGCCCAGCUUAGCACAGCCAGCCUGACUCAAAAAGAGAUUGCCAAGGACACUGCCAUAGUGGCUUGGUUGGCCAAGCAACGUAAUGCAUAUGGGGGCUUCUCUUCUACUCAGGAUACUGUAGUUGCUCCAGCUCUCGCCAAAUACGCCACUACUGCCUAUGUGUCAUCUGAGGAAGUCAACCUGGCUGUAACAUCCACUGAGAAUUUCCAGCACGCUUUCAACAUUCAGGCUGCCAACCGGUUGGUACUUCAGCAGGAGACUCUGCCCAAUGUCCCUGGGGUGUACACCCUGGAGGCCUCUGGCCAGGGCUGCAUCUAUGUGCAGAUGGUGCUGGAAUACCAUAUCCCCCCUCCUAAAUUUGCGGACACCUUUAGUCUUAGUGUGGAAAUGGGAAAAGCUAAAUGUGAGCAAGCUAUUCCACUUUAAUCCUUGACGCUCGCUAUCCAUACCAGUUAUGUAGGGAGUCACAGCUCUUCCAAUAUGACCAUUGUAGAAGUGAAGGUGCUUUCCGGGUUCAGUCUGGAGGGCACCAAUCAGUUACUUCUGCAACAACCUCUGGUGAAGAAGGUUGAAUCUGGAACUGACAUACUGAACAUUUACUUGGAAGAUCUGAGUAAGAAGACUUAGACCUAUACCUUCACCAUCAGCCAAAGUGUAUUGGUCACUAACCUGAAACCAGCAACCAUCACAGUCUAUGACUACUACCUCCCAGAUGAACAGGCAACAGUUCAGUACUCUGACCCCUGUGAAUGAGGAUAGAAGUUGGAAAGAGACUAAUUUAAUCCUCUGUGACAUUACUGGAC